AUGGGAGUCUCCAAAACAAAGGACGCCCUUGCCGGCAGCAUGGACGGGCAAGCAAAAGACGACAUUGAAAUCGCAUCUGAGGAACUCUCAAUCGAUCCGGCGAAGGAGAAGCGCGUUCUCGCGAAACUCGACAUCUUCCUCACACCGGUCCUCUUCAUCGUCUAUCUAUCCUGCUUCAUCGACAGAUCAAACAUCGGCAAUGUCAAAGUCGCCGGUAUGCCCGAAGACAUCGGCGCCAGCACAUCGCAGUUCUCCGCCGCCGUCUCCCUCUUCUACGCAACCUACGUCACCGUCGAAGUCCCCUCCGUCAUCCUCGUCAAGCGCUUCUCGCCGCGGUACAUCCUUACAUUCCUGUGCAUCAUCUGGUCUGUCACAACAAUUGCGAACGGACUCAUCCACAACAUCGGCGGGCUGUACGUCUGCCGGCUUGUCCUGGGCGCAUGCGAGGGCGGCCUGUUCCCCAGUCUGAAUAUGUACCUCACGCUUGUGUACAAGCGGGAGGAGAUGGCGAGGCGCGUUAGCUAUUUGAUGUCAUGCACGGCGCUGAGCGGUGCGUUUGGAGGGUUGCUGGCUUAUGGGCUUUUGCAGAUGGAUGGGGUGGGCCGGUAUGCUGGUUGGAGAUGGGUCUACCUAAUCGAAGGCGCCUUCAGCAUCCUCUGCGCCCUCGCAAUCUUCUUCGGCCUCCCCGACGACCCAACGAACGCCUACUUCCUAACCCAGGAAGAAAAGUCCAUCAUGGCAAUCCGCCACCAGCAGCGCCAGGCAUACAUGGGGCCCGACGAGCUCGACUGGCGCGAGAUCAAGCUCGCCUUCACCGACCCCAAGGUCUGGCUCUGCGCCGCCACGCAGUUCUGCCAGAAUAUUCUCACCUACGGGUUCAGCACGUUCCUCCCCUCGAUUCUCGCGGCUAUGGGCUACGGUACGUUGCAGGCGAAUUACCUGACUAUCCCGGUGUACGUCUUCGGCGCGAUUGGGUUCUUUACGUUCGCGCUGCUGAGCGAUAGAUACGCACUUGCUGGGCCGUUCCUCCUACUUACCAACGCCUUCGGGAUAAUCGGGUACGCGCUCCUCCUGGGCGUGAGGUCUAAUGCAGUGAAGUACUUCGCGACAUUCAUCUGCACGAUCGCAGUCUACAACGGGACGGGCCUGAACCUCGCCUGGCUGAACGUCAACAUGGCGCCGCAGUACCGGCGUGCCACGGCGAUCGGGAUCCAGCAGACUGUCGGCAAUGCGGCGGGGAUUGUGGCGGGGCAGAUUUAUCGAUCGGCGCCGUAUUAUCUUGGGAAUGGGUUUAGUUUGGGCGGGAUUGUGGUUGCGGAGGGGCUGGUGGGCGUGCAUAUGUGGUGGCUUUGGAGGGCGAAUAGGCUUAAGGAGGGGAUUCGGGGUGGGGAGGUGGAUGGGAGGAGGAUGAGGGAUGGGGAUUGUGAUGUGCACUAUAAGUAUCGGAUUUGA
Aspergillus mulundensis is the source of this 1452-nucleotide messenger RNA. Its product is annotated as allantoate permease family MFS transporter. Gene Ontology annotation, cellular component: membrane. The coding region runs from base 1 to 1452 and encodes 483 amino acids. The transcript has 3 exons. The record is from RefSeq and is a predicted model, not a curated record. Gene Ontology annotation, biological process: transmembrane transport. Gene Ontology annotation, molecular function: transmembrane transporter activity. NCBI's taxonomy places the organism in Eukaryota, Fungi, Ascomycota, Eurotiomycetes, Eurotiales, Aspergillaceae.